AUGGCGGACGAGAUAAGAAGAGCAUCAAUGCCCUACUUGAGUUCUAUCACUGAGAGUAUUAAUAAGGAUUGGCAACAGACUGCCAACCUGUGUAUUACAUUCUCUGAAAUCCUUCCCAAAGUCUACUCCCAUGAGAAGAUGCAAAAAGCUGUUGAUGCUGUAAGGAGUUCCACUGCCAAAGUCAUUGUGCUUUAUACGUCCGAUAUUGACCUCCGUCCCUUCGUGCUGGAAAUGGUUUACCAUAACAUAACUGACAGAACAUGGAUAGCAAGCGAAGCAUGGAUCACCUCAGCUUUCAUUGCAAAGCCUGAAUAUUUCCCAUAUUUUGGUGGGAGUAUUGGAUUCGCAAUACCAAGAAGUGAUAUACCAGGAUUAAAGGAAUUUCUCUAUGAUGUGCAUCCCAGCAGGGAUCCAGAUGACAUCCUGACCAUUGAAUUCUGGCAAACUGCCUUUAACCGUACUUGGCCCAAUAGCAGUGUCCCUUACAAUGUUGACCACAGAGCGCAUAUGACUGGUAAAGAUGACAGAUUGCAUGCCAUGUCGGAUAAACUGUGCACUGGAGAGGAGAAGUUAGAGGAGCUUAACAAUACCUACCUGGAUGUAUCUCAGCUGAGACUUAUAAACAAUGUCAGACAAGCUGUGUAUGCUAUGGCUUAUGCCUUGGAUCAUCUAAGCUUGUGUGAAGAGGGACGGGGACCAUUUAUUCCAGGGCAUUACUGUGCAAAUAUUUCUGAUUUUCAGCUUUGGCAGCUCACGUUUUAUUUGAAGACAGUCAUGUUCACAACCCAUGAUGGAAGGAAAAUAGAAUUUGACACAAAUGGCGAUGUGGUGGGAUACUAUGAUAUUCUUAAUUGGCAACUAGAUGAUAAUGGAGACAUUGCCUUUGUGAAGGUUGGACAAUAUGUCUAUACAAAGUCUAAGUAUGAAUUCAUCAUCAGCAAUAAUUCAGCAAUAUUUUGGAAUACUGAAUCAUCAAAGAUUCCCCACUCCGUGUGUACUGAACUCUGUCCUCCUGGGACCCGGAAGGGGAUUCGUCAAGGAGAACCCAUCUGCUGCUUUGACUGCAUGCCUUGUGCUGAAGGGCAUGUGUCAUGGACAGCAGGCCAAAGGGAAUGUGAACGGUGUGGUGAAGACUAUUGGUCCAGUGCACAGAAGAGUGAGUGUGUUCUCAAAGAGGUGGAGUUCCUUGCUUAUGAUGAGGCCCUGGGAUUCACGCUGGUCAUUCUCUCCAUCUUUGGGGCACUUGUGGCCUUAGCAGUCAUGGUUGUGUAUGUGAUGUACAGGCACACUCCACUGGUGAAGGCCAAUGGCCGGGACCUGAGCUUUCUCAUUCAGGCUUCUCUUAUCAUUAUAGUGUUGUCAUCCAUACUUUUUGUUGGAAAGCCAUACGACUGGUCCUGCAUGGCUCGGCAGGUCACUCUGGCACUGGACUUUUCUCUUUGCCUAGCUUGUAUUCUUGGGAAGACCAUUUCAUUAUUUUUAGCCUAUAGAAUUUCCAAGUCCAAAACUCGGCUUAUAUCCAUACGCCCCCUUUUUCUAAAAAUCAUUGUGCUGAUCUCUGUCUUAGCUGAGAUUGGCAUCUGCACAGCUUACUUGGUGUUGGAACCCCCAAGGGUAUACAAGAACAUGGAAUCUCAAAAUAUAAAGAUCAUUCUGGAGUGCAAUGAGGGCUCUAUAGAAUUUUUGUGCUCGAUGUUUGGGAUUGAUGUCUUCCUGGCCUUGCUUUGCUUUCUGACGACCUUUGUGGCUCGCCAGCUGCCAGAUAAUUACUAUGAAGGAAAAUGCAUCACGUUUGGGAUGCUUGUUUUUAUUGUCUGGAUAUCUUUUGUCCCUGCUUAUUUGAGCACCAAAGGCAAAUUCAAAGUGGCUGUGGAAAUAUUUGCAAUCUCGGCAUCCAGCUAUGGUUUGUUGGGUUGUAUAUUUGCUCCCAAGCGCUUCAUUAUUCUGCUGAGGCCAAAGAGGAACACGGAUGACACUGUUGGUGGAAGGGUCCCCAUCAUAGACAGGAGUAUACAACUGACGUCAGCUUCUGUGAACAGUGAGCUUAACAACACCACCGAGUCAACUGUUUUGGAUGACUGA
Molecule: messenger RNA, 2082 nt
Organism: Ochotona princeps (American pika)
Lineage: Eukaryota; Metazoa; Chordata; Mammalia; Lagomorpha; Ochotonidae
Product: vomeronasal type-2 receptor 1-like
Biological process (GO): G protein-coupled receptor signaling pathway
Cellular component (GO): membrane
Molecular function (GO): G protein-coupled receptor activity; olfactory receptor activity
Source: RefSeq, a predicted model, not a curated record